Molecule: messenger RNA, 1416 nt
Organism: Lathyrus oleraceus (garden pea)
Lineage: Eukaryota; Viridiplantae; Streptophyta; Magnoliopsida; Fabales; Fabaceae
Exons: 4
Coding region: 1-1416 (471 amino acids)
Source: RefSeq, a predicted model, not a curated record
AUGGAAAGACAAUCGGUUGACAUGUUCAUGGGUACCUUGCAAGGUCCUUACUACGACAGAAUGAUGGAUAGUACUUCUACUGGUUUUUCCGAGUUGGUAAUGGCUGGAGAGAGAAUUGAAGUUGGUCUUAAGAUGGGUAAAAUACAGUCAGCCAAUACUGGUAGUUCUGCAAGUCGAGUUAAUAAGAAGUCAUUCAGUGGUUACCCUAAGAAGAAGGAGGGUGAAUCAAGCAAUGCUUAUACUCAGAAAGGCCAUGGUGUGGAGAAUUGUUGGGCCCUUAAAUCCAAAGUGAAAGAAUUAUUGGAUUCUAAGGCCAUUCAGUUCACCCCUGACAACAGACCUAAUGUUAUUCAAAAUCUGAUGCCAGCUCAUACCGGACCCAUUGUUAAUGUUGUGGAAGAGGGUGAAAGUCUGAAUUUAAUCAUGGAUGUGAACCUGCUGUCUACUCCUCUUCCGUGUGUUAAGAGUUACCUAAUCCAAAAUGGUAUUUUCCUUGGGUGUUCCCCAGAUUGUCGUGAAUGCCAGAAUCAGCCAAAGGGAUGUGUUAGUCUGAAGAUUGGGAUUCAGAAUCUGAUUAGUGAAGCGCCUGCUAGGCCUACUCCCUUGACAAUCACGUUGCCUGGACCUAUUCCUUACUCCAACGAGAAUGUUGUGCCUUGGCAUUAUGGGUCAGACGUUUAUUACCAUGUAGUAAAGCAAGAAGGGAGGCUUCCCGAAGACAAACCAAGUGAAGACACAAGUUUGAAUAUUGACAACUUUGUCGGAUCUAUACAAGUUAGUACUCCAAAUGUAAUACCUGGAACUUCCUUGUCUCAAGAAGUUGAAAAGUUAUUGAGAUUAAUCAGGAAAAGUGACUAUAAAGUGAUAGAUCAUCUAAGCCAGACGUCGUCUAAAAUUUCAGUAUUGUCCUUGUUGUUGUGUUCCGAAGCUCAUAGGAAUACCCUGAUGAAAUUAUUGAGUUCUGCUUUUGUACCGCAAAACAUCACUAUCAACCAGCUAGAAGGGGUUGUGGCCAGUAUUUCAGUUGAUAACAGUUUAGAUUUUAUAGACUUUGAUCUCCCCCCAGAAGGACACAAUCAUAACAAAGCCUUGCACAUUUUUAUGGAAUGCAAAGGAACUACAUUAUCCCGUGUGUUGGUGGACACAAAAUCAUCCUUGAAUGUGCUAUCUAAGUCUACCCUAAUGAAGAUUGAUUAUGCAGGAAUUGAAUUGCGCCCCAGCGACUUGAUAGUCCGGGCUUUUGAUGGGUCUCGAAGAGAUGUUUUUGGUGAGGUAGACCUACCUGUUAAAAUUGGACCACAAGUUUUUGGUGCAACAUUCUUCGUCAUGGACAUACCACCCACAUAUUAUUGUUUGCUAGGACGCCCGUGGAUUCGUGGGGCAAGCGUUGUAACAUCAACAUUGCAUAAAAAAUGA